Spea bombifrons (plains spadefoot toad) is the source of this 7058-nucleotide messenger RNA. It is a transcript of the gene ROS1, whose product is annotated as ROS proto-oncogene 1, receptor tyrosine kinase. The transcript has 41 exons. Lineage: Eukaryota; Metazoa; Chordata; Amphibia; Anura; Pelobatidae. Gene Ontology annotation, cellular component: signaling receptor complex. The record is from RefSeq and is a predicted model, not a curated record. Gene Ontology annotation, biological process: regulation of TOR signaling; cell surface receptor protein tyrosine kinase signaling pathway; positive regulation of kinase activity. The coding region runs from base 330 to 7049 and encodes 2239 amino acids. Gene Ontology annotation, molecular function: protein binding; transmembrane receptor protein tyrosine kinase activity; ATP binding.
GAGAUCUUCCAUGGCAAACUAGCCUUUCCAGAUAUUGUUUGGAAAAUUAUCGUUUUUUGGAAUUAGUCAAAUCUUUCAAACGUAACUGUAGUGUAAUUGGAUCAGUUCCUCUACAGUUGUUCGUAAUGGAUAUACAAACUUUACAAUUAUGUGUGUAAAAGCAUGACAUGCUUAAAAACGAUUACAUUGUAGCAUGCUCGUGCUGGAAUAUACUUUUCUUACAUACGGAAAGAGAAUGCUGUUCCAUAUUUACUUUUUUUUUUAACUGUCUGAAUUGGUGCUAAUAUGUUUUAUAUACAAACAAAUUGGAGAAUAAUAGAAAUCUAAUUAUGCGUUUUAUUUUGUUAUUCGGUGCACAAAACAAAUUUGGUCUUUUUUCAUGGACUGCUACUUUGCCAUUAUUUAUACUCGGAGUUUGUUUGGAUUUAUGCACAAGUAUUCCGAUAACAUGCUAUGACUUUGAAUGCAGACACACAGAAAAUGGUUCUUAUAAUGAUAUUCAAGACUGCACAAUUGAACCCACACCACCCUUUGCCUCCUACCUUGGGGCGUAUAAUAUUACGUUGGGCUGGAGCCCACUAAAUAUCUCGGGAGUAAAAUAUAUAAUUCAGUGGAAGUAUGUGCAUAUUGCAAGUGAAUGGGAAUACACAGAGAUAGUAACAGAGCCUUCAUAUACAGUCAAUAACCUGUCACCCUACACUGAGUAUUGGUUCAGAGUUAUCUGGAUUAUAUGCCAACUCCAGUUUCAAUCCCUGCCAAGUCUUGUAUACCGGACACUGGCAUUUGGAGUUCCUUCAGUAGCUCCCAUUAUUGAAAAUCUGGAAGGUUCUAGUCUUUAUUCAAUAGAAGUCAGCUGGCUUCCUCCGAUGUUUCCAAAUGGACCUAUUGUAGGCUACAAUCUGAAACUGUCUACUGACCAGGAAAACCCGCAAUACUCUUCGGUGACUGGGAAACUUAGCUUUCAGUUUUAUGCCACUAAACCUGGAACCACAUACAGGAUCUCUAUCGCUGCAGUAAAUGUACAAGGAGAAGGACCUGCAGCAGAAGCCAGCAUUACCAUGAUGAACGCAACAGUUUCAGAUAAACCCCUUUGGUUAUUUUUAUCAAGGAAUAAUACAUUUAAAAAGAGAGAGAACCUGCCGGAAAUGAUAUAUGAAGCUCAGUGUCUGACGGUGCACAACAGAAUAACUGGAAUUUCCAUGGAUAUUUAUAACCAGAAAGUCUAUUUUUCUGAAGACUAUGAAAUCUGGGUAAAAGGGGCUAAUGACAUGUCGGACAUGACCGAUUUUAGGAUUUUGUAUGCUGGCUCGGGGAACAUCACUUCAAUAUCCGUGGACUGGUUAAAUAACAAUAUCUAUUUUAUCAUGGACAAUCAGUUGUACUUCUGCGACUUAAAGAACUGCACAUCUGCAGAACAUAUCCCACUGACAAUUGUUCUGCCUCCACUGAAGAUUGUGGUGGAUCCGUACAAUGGGUAUUUAUUCCUGCUUCUGAAUAAUGGUAUCCACAGAACAGUUCUCCCGGAGAGUCCUAAUCAGGCCAUUGUGACCCAUAUAAUAAAUAGCUCCAUUAUUCAGGACUUUAUGGUCAAUGUUCAGUUGAAAAGAGUUGUUUAUGCCAGUGUACAUCGGGGAAACAUCUCAAUUGUAUCAGCCUUUCUGGAUGGAACCAAUGAUAAAUUACUGAGGCACAUAAAGGAUAGUGACAUUACCGAAAUUAGAAGCUUUUUUUAUUUCAAUGACCAUUUAUUCUUCACAGACGGAAAUCAGGUGUUCCAAGAAUACUUCUAUUCAGAUAGAUAUUGGUAUAAUGAAUACUUGGUAACUUGUGAUCUGGCGGCUUCUGCGUCUUCAGAUUAUAAUAACAUUAUGUUAUAUGGAGAAUCAAUUCAGCCAUUUCCACUGCCAACCCAGCCCCAGAAUGUAAUGGUGUUAUUUGGAGCCCAGUUUGCUACCAUUAUUUGGCAGCCACCAAGGUCCACUAUAGAAUCUAGUCCUACUGCAUGGAGAGACUGGAUGUAUAGCAUUAACGUAACGUCAGAAGACUCAAAAGCAUCACAGAUGUUUUCAAAUAUUAGUUACACUAAUAUAACAGUAACAAAAAUGGCUCCAUCUACAAAAUACAGUGUAACAGUGCAUGCAUCGUCACCUGCUGGAAACAGCCAAUGGACAGUACCAGUAACAGGAACCACACUGGACCCAUCUGAAGAGGAACCUUUUUUCAUUGCAGUAGGCCAUGAGGGAACCUGGAGGCAACCUUUGGAUUUAUUCGGACCAGGAGAACUUCUUUAUAGGAACCUGAGAUUUAUAACAGAUCUGGACUGGUACAAUAACACACUCUUUUGGAGCAAUGAAACGGGACAUGUGCACAUGUGGAACAUGAACGAUACUUUUUCUCCCAUUUACAUAAAGGAGAUAAGAAGAGCUGGACCUAUAUCUUUUGAUUGGCUUGGCCUUUGUAUCUACUGGUCUGACAGAAUAAGUGCCAAGAUUUACAGAAAACCCCUGAGCUCACCUGACAUAGAAGUAAUCAGAUCUGUCAGUUAUCUAGUAAAUGAUAUGGCAGUGGAUUCAACCAAUGGCUUUCUUUAUUGGAGCACAGACUACACAGUGGAAAGCAGCAAACUCAAUGGACAGAAACAUUCAGUUAUACAAAACUUAACAUUAUUUACCAGUAGACAGGUGGUUGCCCUUGCAAUGGACUUUAAACAUUGCUUGCUGUAUUGGCUUGUGAAGGAUGGACUGAAUAUCAACUUGUAUCAUAGCAAACUCCGAGACGAUGGGAUUCCAGAUGCACCAAUCACCGAGUUUGCUUUUUGGAGUUCUUCAGAAAUUUGGCAGAAUGCUUUAAUGUUCCAUAGUGACCGGUUAUUCUGGAUAAAUGGGCAAAAAUAUAUUACAGUGCAAGAAGUUAAUCAACGGAUUUGUACAGCAUUCUCACAGCCAGCAGAAUUUACGGCUUUUACAUUGGUUCUGAACAGCAUUAAACCAUUGCCAGGGAAUUUUUCAUACACUCCCAAAGUCAUUCCUGAUUUGGUUCCCAGUUCUUCAUUUAAAAUUCAAGGGAAUUAUUCGCAUUUUCUCGUUGUUUGGAAAGGGACAUUAAAUGUGGAAUAUGGCGUUGUAUUUUACUGUGUGGAGUCCAAGGUUCUGCAGCAUAUGUCUGGGUUGGACAGAGACCCCUGUCUCUCCCCUGAAGGUUACAGCAAUCCUUUCUUUGUUGUACAAGGACUGAAACCAUAUAUUGAGUUUGAUUUCUCUGUGACUCCCUACACAUAUUGGAGAAAGGGACCCACAACAACUUUAACUCUUCGAGCACCAGAAGGAGUUCCUUCUGUACCUUUGAAUCCACGGAUAUUUCGAUUACAAGACAAAGAAAGCAUGGGUGUGGAAAUGAGGUGGGAUUACCCAGAGGCACCUAAUGGUGUUUUGACACACUUUACAGUGUGCUACAGGAUAAUAAAUGAAAGCAAAAAUGCUAUGCGGAGCAUCCUCAAUGCCACAGUUUCAACAACAUCCUUUUACCUUUAUGAUCUGAAACCAGAAAUUCUCCUACAGUUCCAGGUUAAAGCACACACUUCUAUAGGACCUGGUCCAUUCUCCGAGACAGCCGAGGCAAAUAUAUCAGAUGUUCGCCCUGCACCUGCUAUAAUAAAUAUCUCCUCUAAAGAAAUAACUCUGGUUGAUACCGACAGAAUGGAAGCCAUGUGGAAUUUUACUGUAGAGGAACCGUUGAAGUCGCUUUCCUACACAGCCCACAAUGGAAAACUAUAUUACAUACUGAAUGAUUUGCUAUUCAGUCGAGAUAUUGGAAACCUCUCCAAUGUUCUGUUGUUAAAGGAUGAAAAACUAUUGCGCAGUCAUAGCAUGACCGUGGAUUGGAUUGCAAGACACAUUUAUGUUAAUAUACAUUCAGAGAAGAAUGUUUCGCAACUCUUUGUCAUUGACCUGGAACAAAAGAAUAAAGUCUUAAAAACUGUCAGCACGUUCCUAAUACCUGAGAAUUCAAGCAUAGAAGCGAUUGCAGCCUAUCCGUUACAGAGCCGUUUGUACUUGAUGGAAUCUUGGGACAAAGGCAAAAGAAUUUCCUACUAUAAUAUUCAAGACAGUUCAGAGACUCCUGUCUUAGGAAGUGAGAAUAAAACAAGCUCUGUUAAGACAGGCAACUGCAACUGUUCUGUGGAGCCCUCGGAGUUAGGCACAUCAUUGGCACUGGAUAUAACUGAUAAGGCUAAUCCCGGCAUAUACUAUGUAAGCAAUGUCACAGACAUCUGGUCCUCUGAUUUGGAAGGUUGUCGUUGUCUAAAAGUGAUCACUGUACCAAUGCUUUCUGGUGCAACUAUUACGAGUUUGGCUGUUGAUGACUAUUUCAUAUAUUGGAGUGUAACAAACCAAAAAAAUACUACUAUUUAUUAUGCAAGUAAAUAUGCUAAACACCCAGUGAUCCUAGGGAUGACCCAGGAAAUGACUAUUGUUAUGGCAUAUAGCAUUUCUUUACAGCCUUUCCCAGAAAAAGAAUGCUUAGUAUUGGUUUCAGAUGGCACUCAGCCAAGGUUAUUGAGCGCAGCAAACACCAGCCUUACAUUGGAAUUGCCCCCAGCUGUGACCCAGUCAAACUGCUCUUGGAUAAUCACCCCCACUCCAACAUACAAGGUUACAUUUAGGAAACAUAUCAAUGACAGUGGUGUGAGAUACUACAGUGCACAUAAAUCUGACGACAUUACGUUGGAAUUUCAUGAUCAAGUUGUAGUCAUUCCUGGAUUACAACCAUAUUGCAGCUAUGAAUUUGGUGUAAUAGUGACAAAUUAUUACUCUUUCCUACUUGAUCAGCCUCCUUCAGAAACUGCGAUAAUUGCCAAAACUGCUUAUGGAGUUCCAGGAGCAGUGACUACCAUGCUGACAAGCGUUUUAUCAGACACAUCUGUAAACAUCCAAUGGAGUAGCCCAUCCCAACCAAAUGGACCACUUUCAUCCAUACGAUAUCAAAUUGCAUCAAACAUUUUGCCACUAACUCCUAUUUCUCCAUGGAGACAAAGUGAAUUCCCAAAUGGGCAGCUCGCAUGGUCUUUCACUGGUCUACAUGGUGGAACUUCCUAUUUGUUUAAGGUUCUUGCAUUUCACCCAGAAGAAAACUGGUUCAAUGAAAGCCCUCCAACUUAUAUCACAACAUUUAAAGCACCAGCCACACCCAGCAACAUAGUUCCUGGUAACACCACUUUGGAACUUCAGUGGACAACUUCUGAGGAGGACAUAAUGAACUUCUAUUUCGAAAUAAAAGAGUUAAUAGGACAAGACUGGAGGCGACCAAUGAACAUGUCCUGCAUAGGUAGACCACUCUAUACCUGCAUCCUCACAGGAGUAACGCCCAACACUUAUUAUCAUGUGCGUGCCAUUGUAAUCUAUGUAACUGGAGCUAAAGGUACUUCCAAGCCAGCAGACUUCAAAACUUCAGCUGGAAUUCCAGGUAAAGCAGGAACUCCAUAUUGUCUGCCUGGUGAUCAAAAUACAAUCCACUGGAACACUGCAGAAGAUAAUGGUGGUAAUCUGACCUACAAUAUUUUAGAAUACAGAAAGGUACUGGAUAACAAAAAAGGAGCUCUGACUCUCUGGCAUGUGGCAUAUAAUGGCUCAUGCAUUGAUAUUUGCAUAUGGAAGGCAACAACGAUGGAAGGGACAUUCCAGUUCAGAGCUGCAGCUGCAAAUGUGUUAGGACUUGGGGACUACAGUGACGUCAGCGAAAGUAUUCUACUAACUAAAGAGAAAUCUGACUCUGUGAAUGAAGUCACCAUCAUCGUGGCAACUAUUUCAGCCAUACUCCUUGGGGUUCUUGUGACAGCUGCUUUUGCAAUAUAUAAAAGGGUAAAAUACAAACACAACACAACCAAAGAAAACCCAACUGUUAUCUUUGAAGACAAAGAACUAGCAGAGUUGCGAGGAUUAUCUAAUGCUGUUGGUUUCGGGAAAGCUUGUUAUGCUAUAAGUAUCCUUCCUACACAAACUGAUAUGCAAAGUUUGGCGCAAUUUCCUCGGGAGAAGCUAACGUUAUGUCUUUUCUUGGGGAGUGGAGCCUUUGGUGAGGUCUAUGAGGGAACUGCUGCGGACAUUCUAGGACCUGAAACUGGCACCACAAGAGUAGCUGUGAAGACGCUAAAGAGUGAUGCAACAGACCAUGAAAAGUCCGAAUUCCUAAAGGAAGCACACUUGAUGAGCCAAUUUGACCAUCCUAAUAUCCUGAAACUGCUUGGGGUUUGCCUUUUCAAUGAACCACAGUAUAUUAUCUUGGAAUUGAUGGAUGGUGGAGACCUGCUUUCGUAUCUACGAGAUGCUCGAGCAAAUACAUUUCUACAGAAACCUUUGCUGUCAACAUUAGACCUUCUUGACAUAGCCCUUAACAUUUGUAAUGGUGGUGCCUACCUUGAAAAAAUGCAUUUUGUCCACAGAGAUCUGGCUGCCCGCAAUUGCCUGGUUUCAGUGAAGGGAUACAAUAGCCCUGACAGAAUUGUAAAGAUAGGGGAUUUCGGACUUGCUAGAGAUAUCUACAGUAAUGACUACUACAAAAAGAAAGGAGAGGGAUUUCUUCCUGUUCGAUGGAUGGCGCCUGAAAGUUUAAUUGAUGGGAUAUUUACCAGCCGUUCUGAUGUAUGGUCCUAUGGCAUUGUCCUCUGGGAAGUUUUCUCUUUUGGUCAACAGCCUUAUCCAGGAUACUCUAACUUGGAGGUCUUACACCAUGUACGUUCCGGGCAAAGAAUGGAGGCCCCAGUGAACUGUUCUGAUGAUCUGUGGGAUUUGAUUCUCAAAUGCUGGGCCCAGCACCCGAAAGAAAGACCAUCAUUCUCUUACCUUCGUAAACAAUUAGAAGAGCUAAAAUUGUGCUCUUUAAGAUGGACCCAACGUAAUGUCAAAAGGAUGAGUCUGGAAGGCGUUUUCAAUCCAGCCUUUGAAGAUACAGAAGUCAAUAUUAGCAGCAGAGAACCAGAAGGUAGUGGUCCAUUGACUCUUACUGAAACAAGAAAUCCGGAAGGGCUCAAUUACCUUAUGAUUACAACAUAGAAGACCAAA